Messenger RNA from Penicillium cataractarum, 417 nucleotides. RefSeq lists its product as uncharacterized. The record is from RefSeq and is a predicted model, not a curated record. The coding region runs from base 1 to 417 and encodes 138 amino acids. The transcript is spliced from 2 exons. NCBI's taxonomy places the organism in Eukaryota, Fungi, Ascomycota, Eurotiomycetes, Eurotiales, Aspergillaceae.
AUGAACUUCUUCGCCUCUCUUGCCCUUUUCGCCGGAGUUGCUCUGGCCCAGAACGCAGGAAUUGGUCUUCCUACUGCCGGCCAACAGCUCUCCAAGGGUAGCGACAUCGUUGUCCAGGUCCAGCGUCCGAACAGCCUGACGGGUUCAACGGAAAUGGCCGUUGCCAUCGGUAUCUCCUCCUGUGCAACUCAGGCUUGCGCUUCCCCGGAUGAGUUCAUGGGCACUAUCCUCUAUAAUGGACCAUUUAAGCCCGAGUAUCAUGAAUCUCCAACGCCUCCUUACCAGAACUUCACUGUCACCGUGCCUUCCAGCUUUACUGCUGGCAAUGCUCAGAUUAAUGUUGCUCAUGCUACAUUGAUUGGGGCUUCGCAAUAUCCUUUCCUGGAGGCACUCAACCGCACCGUCGUCGUUGUCUAA